Molecule: messenger RNA, 2190 nt
Organism: Diatraea saccharalis (sugarcane borer)
Lineage: Eukaryota; Metazoa; Arthropoda; Insecta; Lepidoptera; Crambidae
Source: the annotation of a GenBank genome assembly
GUUCAACAAUCUGUUCAAGUGGUGUUGGUGGUGUAUAAGUUAAUUAAGUGACAUACUAAAUAUCGGACUCGUAAGCAUAUGUUAGAGAAUGCCGGCACUCCGGCUGCUCGGGCGCAAAUGGUUGGCCGCAUCUGAUGACCUCGUGUUUCCGAGUAUAUUCGAGCUUCUCUUCAGAUUCGUGUGGUUGGUGCUAAUAGCUUUAGUGGUGGAAGUACUGUACCCAGUGACAUGGCAGUGCCAGUCAGAAGGAUGGCAGGGCGGGUCGUUCGUGCGGCUGUACCUGUGCGGCACAUUGGCGCUACAGGCGGCACUGAUGAUGCUGCUAGCGGCACUGGCGCAGCAAUCAGCUCGCGGCACCAUCACAGACGUCGACCAGCGACGACUCGUGUCGCCAUUAUUAUUAAUCAAGUAAGAAAUCGAGCUUUGUUUAUUUUGUUGCUAGCUAUGACGGACUAUUCUACAUAACGCAUUACUAAUCCUUACCUAAAAGUGUGGAAGCGAAAGGUAUACCAGAGGAAUUAUGCAAGUAAAAUAAACGAAGUUGACAUAGUAGCGUAGCGUAACAUAUGUAUUGUUAGAGGGAAAAACAUCGACUACUACUGGCAGCACUAAUUAUCGAUUUCACUACCCUAUCUGUCAGUUAGCUCUCACUGUCAUUUUAACUUUGACGUUUGAUCAGUUUCGUGCCAAUAUUAUAUAUACUUCCUGUUAUUCAUAGAUAGUACAUAAUACCUGUAAUUCUUCUACUGUUAUUCUUAUACGGAGCGUUAAAAUACUAUAAAUUACUAGCAACACUAGGUCGCUGAUUGGCACUCGAGUAGAUCAAAAUCUUGGUACCAAAACUUCUGCUAGGUUACGAAUUAUUUUAUUGAAAUCUCAUAUUUCCCUCAAAAAAUUAGGUUAGGCUUGAACCUAUAUAUUCAUGAGAAUAAGGUAAAAGAAUUUUUAAAAUCCAGCCGGUAAAAAGUAGGGCAUUCAAACAAACUCUUUCCUCAUAUUAUCUUAACGUUUAACAAUACCAAACGUGAAAACGAUAACCCCGAGAAGUACCAACAAAAUUUUCAUUAAGAUUUCAACAAUAAACCCUGUUAUUUGACUAGGAAGUUUCAGUAUAAUUUAUUACACUUAUGUAUAUUCGCAAAAUUAUGUAUAAUUGUUAUUAUUAUAAGAGAUGGCAAAACCGAGUUCCAUAAUUAUGUAGCAAAGUUAGUUUUUCAGCAAUAUUUUAAAUUCGUUUUCUAAAUCAAGUAUUCUUAUUUCCAACUAGCUGUGCCCGCAACUUCGUCUGCGUGGGAAGUAUUUUGGUAGAAUUCUUUUAAUCCUAUGAAUGGAGUCGAAUCGAAUAAGAUUAUGAAGUAUACGUAUAAAUAAUAUUACACAUUAACCCCAAAACUUUUAUCUUUUCAAACAUUUGCGUUUAAUAUCUACACCUUUAUAUUUGAUUAUGGUUAUGGUGUAUGGUUUUGAAAGACGAAAACUUUAUUGCUUCUAAAUAAUUAAUUCAUUUGAAGUUUACUGAGUUACCUACACUUAUUUUUUUAUAAUUUAUAAACUUCUUAACACAACUCUGAAUAAUUUUCAACAGCCGAACCUUAAUUUUAUAUUUGCUUCAAAUUAUUACUUUUAAUAUUGUAAAAUAUUAAUAUCCUUCUCAAAAUAUUUUUAGCAAUACCUUUAUCUAAAAUAUGAUUAUAAAAAAGAAAUAAUUAACUUUCAACUCAUGUAACAUUUGAAAUCAACCUUAUUUGUUAUUAAAAAAAUGUUAUUACGGUCGUUAUUCAUUAUUCUUAAUUAAUAUAUUGUAUGUAUGUAUAGUUAUACAUAUAUAAAGUCAUAUACUUAAUAACAAAUGCGGAACUAGUUACAUUAAUUUAAAAAAAUAAGGAUCACUUCGUUAUUCAUUCCAUCUGUUUGUCUGUCAAGACCCUUUUUAUCGUAUUUGGGACGUAUGAAAUAGGUCCUCAGAUUUGCAAUCUUUUCUACCUGUAAUAAAAUCAUACUUCGAAGUCAAUACGAAAAAGAAAUGCGACUGUUUUUACUUACUUUGAUACAUACUUUGACACUUAAAAUGUAUUCUAAACAUACACCGUCUUAAUAAAAAACGAGGACUAAGGUUACUAAAUAAGUAAAGUACACAUAUGUAUGUACUUGGCUUAAGCCUUUGGCCGCCUAAAGCAAAUUGACAAUGAC